Molecule: messenger RNA, 3248 nt
Organism: Echinops telfairi (small Madagascar hedgehog)
Lineage: Eukaryota; Metazoa; Chordata; Mammalia; Afrosoricida; Tenrecidae
Gene: HSPA12B
Product: heat shock protein family A (Hsp70) member 12B
Exons: 13
Coding region: 234-2363 (709 amino acids)
Source: RefSeq, a predicted model, not a curated record
CAUCUGUAGAGUGGGGUGCGUAGGCUUCAGGUGGAGUCCUGGAGCUUGGACAGGGCGUCUCGGGGACCCCCUGGAGUCCAGGAAGUGCCGAAGAGGGACCUGGGCCUCGAGGUGUGGUCGAGGUGUGGUCGGCUCUGGUUUCUCUCGGUGAGGUCAGUUUGGUGGUCUAGGUGGGGGAGUCUCGGUUCCGUGUAUGUGUGGGAGAGAGAAUGGGAGGGCCAGCCGUGUAAAAUAUGGACUCCCGAGCGAACAUACCCGGCGCUGGAGCCCCAGGAGCUGAGAGAGCCGCAGAGGCCGCCAGGAUGCUGGCUGUCCCGGAGACAGGCUUGCAGGGACUGUACAUUGGCUCCAGCCCAGAACGCUCUCCGGUGCCCAGCCCACCCGGCUCCCCUAGGGCCCAGGAAAGCUGUGGCAUUGCCCCCCUCACGCCAUCACAGUCUCCAAAACCUGAAGCCCGAGCCCCCCAGCAAGCGCUCUUCUCCGUGGUGGUGGCCAUCGACUUCGGCACCACGUCCAGUGGCUACGCCUUCAGCUUUGCCAGUGACCCUGAGGCCAUCCACAUGAUGAGGAAAUGGGAGGGCGGCGACCCCGGCGUAGCUCACCAAAAGACCCCAACCUGCCUGCUGCUGACCCCGGAGGGUGCCUUUCACAGCUUUGGCUACACAGCCCGCGACUACUACCACGAUUUGGACCCUGAGGAGGCUCGAGACUGGCUGUACUUCGAAAAGUUCAAGAUGAAGAUCCACAGCGCCACAGAUCUCACCUUGAAGACCCAGCUAGAGGCUGUAAAUGGAAAGAAAAUGCCCGCCCUGGAGGUGUUCGCCCAUGCCCUGCGGUUCUUCAAGGAGCACGCCCUUCAGGAGCUGAGGGAGCAGUGCCCGUCGUCGCCAGAGAAGGAGAGUGUGCGCUGGGUGUUGACGGUGCCCGCCAUCUGGAAGCAGCCAGCCAAGCAGUUCAUGCGGGAGGCUGCGUACCUGGCCGGCCUGGUGUCCCGAGAGAACUCGGAGCAGCUACUCAUCGCCCUGGAGCCCGAGGCGGCCUCUGUCUACUGUCGCAAGCUGCGUCUGCACCAGCUGGUGGACCUGAGUGGCCGGGCUCCCGGAGGCGGGCGCCUGGGGGAGCGCCGCUCAAUUGACUCCAGCUUCCGCCAGGCCCGCGAGCAGCUGCGGAGGUCCCGCCACAGCCGCACGUUCCUGGUGGAGUCCGGCGUCGGAGAGCUGUGGGCAGAGAUGCAAGCAGGAGACCGCUACAUGGUGGCAGACUGUGGGGGAGGCACCGUGGACCUGACCGUGCACCAGCUGGAGCAGCCUCACGGCACCCUCAAGGAACUCUACAAGGCGUCAGGCGGCCCCUACGGUGCGGUGGGCGUGGACUUGGCCUUUGAGCAGCUUCUGGGCCGCAUCUUUGGCGAAGACUUCAUCACCACGUUCAAACAGCAACGCCCUGCCGCCUGGGUGGAUCUAACCAUCGCCUUCGAGGCCCGCAAACGCACUGCGGGUCCGCACCGGGCCGGCGCGCUCAACAUCUCCCUACCUUUCUCCUUCAUCGACUUCUACCGGAAACAGCGGGGCCACAAUGUGGAGACGGCUUUGCGCAGGAGCAGUGUGAACUUCGUGAAGUGGUCCUCUCAAGGGAUGCUUCGGAUGACCUGCGAGGCCAUGAACGAGCUCUUCCAGCCCACAGUUACGGGGAUCAUCCAGCACAUUGAGGCUCUGCUGGCGCGGCCCGAGGUGCAGGGCGUGAAGCUGCUGUUCCUGGUGGGCGGCUUCGCCGAGUCGGCCGUGUUGCAGCACGCAGUGCAGACGGCGCUGGGCGCCCGCGGGCUGCGGGUCGUCGUCCCGCACGACGUGGGCCUCACCAUCCUCAAGGGCGCUGUGCUCUUCGGGCAGGCGCCCGGCGUGGUGCGCGUGCGCCGUUCGCCUCUCACCUACGGCGUGGGCGUGCUCAACCGCUUCGUGGCCAGCCGCCACCCGCCAGACAAGCUGCUGGUGCGCGAUGGCCGCCGCUGGUGCACCGAUGUCUUCGAGCGCUUCGUGGCCGCCGAGCAGUCGGUGGCCCUGGGCGAGGAGGUGCGGCGCAGCUACUGUCCGGCAAGGCCCGGCCAGCGGCGCGUGCUCAUCAACCUGUACUGCUGCACCGCCGAGGACGCGCGCUUCAUCACCGACCCGGGAGUGCGCAAGUGCGGGGCGCUCAGCCUGGAGCUCGAGCCCGCUGACAGCGCCCCCGAGCCUGCCGGCGCGUCCCCCGCCCGCCGCGAGAUCCGCGCCGCCAUGCAGUUUGGCGACACUGAGAUUAAGGUCACCGCUGUCGAUGUCAGCACCAAUCGCUCCGUGCGCGCCGCCAUUGACUUUCUUUCCAAUUGAGGGGCUUGGAGCGCGGGGAGGGGGGUGGGGGGUUGUACGGCACUGCCCACCCUGUGCUCCGCCCCGCUCACGCCUUUCUUUUAGGUCAGAGUGGGUAGCCGGCUGGGACAGCCCAAUCUGCUGCUUCCCAUGUCGGUGCCCCUUUCCUGGCCCUCUGCUCAGGGGAGAUAAGGUCACGGGAGGGUUGGUGGGGACACACACAUACUGCUUUGAGAUUGCGCCUAGUCUGCUGACUGGAAGACUCCCAAGUCCCAGGCAAGAUCUGGGGCAGGUAAGGAGGCUUAAAGGUUUGCAAGACGCCACUCCCAGCCCGACUGGAACAUGCAGGGCCUGUGGGCCCGAAGACAGACAGAAAAGGCCAGCAGAGCCAGCCCUGACCUGAGGAUGGGAGGAAGUCAAGGCAGGCUGCAGGGAGUUCUUCACUGGGACAUGAAGGGCCAGGUUCACAGGAGUCAGCCCACACUGGAAACCUGCAGAGCAACCCUGUGUGGCAAGGAAGUGACUGAAAGCAGACACCAGGGGACAAGGGUGGUACUGACCAAUGCAGGGCCGUUAACCACAGGAAAAGUAGCAGCCGCUGAUGGGGGAUAGAUACACAAGGGGAUGUGGGCAGUGCGAUCGGGCCUUUUCUUCAAGACGGGUGACCCACAUGGUGAGGCUUCAAGGACCACCCUGCAGCGGACUCACUGGCACCUCCGCCCAAACAUGGAAGGGCAGUGCAAACGGAAGCAGGGGAGAUAAAAGAGGAAUGAGGGCCCACCCAUAGGCCUCGGGGUUCCGAAGUGUGAAUUAUCAGGUACCUUCCCUCCAACUGUGACAACAUUGCAACAACCCCACCUGCCUGAGAACCCCAAGGUGAUAAUAAAGCAUGUAUGCUCAAAGUGA